UCCGUCAUACCAUGAAAUUGUUUAUAAUCUCCACAACAUGGCGGCGAAAACGAAAGUGAAACGGAGAACUUGAACUGUUGAAGAGAACAUGGCGCGAGACAUAGAGACAGAUUAGCAGUUGUCAAAGGAAGAUAUGCCACCAUGUCAACUGGAGGACUGACAGAAGAACAAAAAAGAAGGAUAGAAGAAAACAAAAGGAAAGCACUUGCUAAGCGUGCCCAGAAUCAAAGCCCUCACAAACAAACACCAGUUUCUACCUCAUGGAACAAACCAAAAACCUCAGGCCAAUAUGUAAAUUCAAGUGGUGUAGUAGUGCCCCCUGGUGGAUGUUUUCAGAGUUCAAACCAACAGGGAAAAGUAACUCCGACAUGGCCUACAAAACUUUACCAAAAACCUUCAAGUACAGUUGUGCCUCCUGCUGGUAGUGUUCAAAAUUCAAAUCAACAGGGAAAGACAACUCCUUCAUGGCCUACUACAAAACUUAAUCAAAAUUCCAGCACAGUGAUUUCACAUGUUGCUAAAAAUGAAAAUGGUAUUGAAAAAGGAAAAGGAACUUCGAACUGGCUCAGUAAAAGUUUUGGCCAAUCUCAUGCGAACAAACAGUUUUCAUCACAGGGCAAUGCAUUUAAGGGAAAAGAACAAUUCAGUGCCACCGAUGUUGCUAAAAAAUUGGCCAUGUCUGGGAGCAAUUUUAUGGGAAGUAACAAGUCAGUGAAGGGAAACUGUGUUCUGAUAUCCAGAGACAGGUUCGAGGUUGAUGCUAAAUUUAGUGCACCACUUGUGGAAGUCUUCAAGUCCAUGAAUUCAAAACUCUAUGAUGCAGUUACCAAAAAAUGGUCUUUCGCACUUGAAGAAUACAACAGAUUUAUGGCAGCAGUCAAAGAGCUCCGGCCGUCAGUGGAGAUUGAGCCAUUCCCUAAACACAUACUACAAGUGUUUAGUUCUCAUAUCAAGGGAAAGUACUCUACCAGGACGAUUGCUUCCGCUGACCUCUCGAAAAUUGACCAGGGACUAGUAGAUGCAUUACUGCCUUUCCAACGAACAGGAGUCGAGUUUGGGAUACACAUGAACGGGCGUGUGCUGAUUGCGGAUGAUAUGGGUUUAGGGAAAACCAUUCAGGCAAUCUGUCUAUCAAGUUACUACAGAGAUGAAUGGCCACUCCUCGUUGUGGCGCCAUCCUCUGUUAGAUUUGCCUGGGCACAGCAAAUUCAAAGAUGGCUUCCAAGUGUUGAUCCCCAGGAGAUCUUCGUCCCGACUACCGGGAAAGAGAUCACCUCCACAUACCGCGUCAAUAUAUUCAGCUAUGAUCUGAUGGCGAAGAAGGUAGAACACCUAAAGAAGCAACAUUUCAAAGUGAUCAUUAUGGAUGAAUGCCAUCUAUUGAAAAAUUUCAAGACAGCGAGAUGCAAAGCCGCUCUGCCACUUCUGCAGAGCUCCCAUCGUGUGAUCUUGCUGAGCGGAACUCCUGCCCUCUCACGACCUUCUGAACUCUUCACAUCUAUCCAGGCAGUCUGUCCAUUCCUGAUCAAGUUCCAUGAUUUUGGUGUGAGAUAUUGUGAUGGGAAGAAGUUGCCAUUUGGAUGGGAUUUCUCAGGAUCUUCAAACAUGAAUGAACUUCAAUUAAUUUUGGAAGAGAAAAUUAUGAUACGGCGAUUAAAGAAGGAGGUACUGACACAGCUUCCAGACAAGAUGAGACAGAUGGUUGUCCUUGAUCCCAGUUCUAUUAAGAUCAACAAGGAGAUGAAGACGGACUGUAAGGCAAUGAACAUCAAAGGGCUAAAGGGAAUGGAGAAGAGGGGCGUCCUAUUGGAAUACUUCCAUCAUACUGGAGCUGCAAAGAUUCCUGCCAUCAGGGAUUAUGUUGUGGACCUGAUAGAAACUGACAAGAAGUUUUUGAUAUUUGCCCAUCAUCAAGAAGUGCUAGACGCUAUCGAAGAUGUGGUUAAAGCUAAGUUGAAGCAGCACUACAUUCGUAUAGACGGCAGAACAACAGCGGAGCAGAGAAACUUUUUUUGUAAGAAGUUCCAGGAGAAUGAUGAUUAUCGUGUGGCAGUCCUGUCCAUAAUGGCAGCCAAUGCAGGCCUGAAUCUGUCAGCUGCAAACCUGGUAGUGUUUGGAGAACUCUUUUGGAACCCAGGGAUACUAGUACAGGCUGAGGACAGAGUCCAUCGGAUUGGUCAGCAGGAUAUGGUCACUGUCCAGUAUCUUGUGUCCCAGGGCACUGCUGACGACUAUAUAUGGCCUCUGGUACAGAAGAAACUGGAUGUCUUGGCCAGAGCUGGUCUUAGUAAGGACAAUUUCUCUGAGGCUGACACAACCCAUGCCAGGGAUAGUAAACAGAGGGACCUUACAGAAUUUUUUGAAGAGUCUUUCAUGGAAGAGACAGAGGAGAUAGCAGAUGAUAAAUCAGUUAUGGACAAGUCCGAGUGUGUCGAUGGGGGACCAAACCACGGGGUAUCCAUCUCCAACUCAAAAUCCAAGGAGGAGCCUGGGACACAUAGUAAAAAACAGUCAUCCCUGUUCAGCUAUUUCCAUUCAUCAGAUAGAGAGAAUUCGCCAGAGGCAGCUAAAUCAGAAAAUGACAGUAAUGUGAAACAGGAAGAGGAUUUUCCUAACGAUGACCUUGACCUCAUGAUAGGAGAAGUUGAUUGGGAAGAGGAUGACUUUGACGAGCCACAAAAUAAGCGACCAAAACUCAUUUGAUAAACUUUCAUCUUUUUUUCAUCAUGUGGAAGUAAAACAAAUAUGAAAUUGCUAACUAUAUACAUCUGUGAUAUAUUGUGAUGUUCACAAAUAGAAAAAUAUUUGAAUGUGUUCCAACUGAUAUUAGUUGACUCUGAAUGCAUGUGAUAAUAAUAUUGUGUGCGAAAUUCAAUGAAGAUUCCGAACACAAGGCUACAUUUCUAAACAUGAGGCUACAUUUCUAAACACAAGGCUACAUUUCUAAACACGAGGCUAUGUUUCAAUACUCAACUAAUACAAGGAAUCAUUUCAAAAGCAACUUACUGAGUAAGUCAAUUAAUGUGCCCAAAUGUGUUCUUUGUGUGGGAAGUUGAAUUGAGGAAGGCUAUUCAAUUUCAGUUUUUGAAGAAGAGGAAAAUUUGGCUUUUUUUCUCUUACAUUGUUUUAUAAUUUGAGAGCAAAUGCUGUUUACACUGGAGUGCAGUAGUGUGGUAUUGUACUGAAAUCAGAAUGCUAGCUACACUACAGAAUCACCAACAUGUGGUUCCUAGUUACUGGUGAUCCUGUGAUCAUUGUACUAUUAUUACCUAGUAGUGACUCCGUAGUUCUGUAUUGUAUUAAUCACCACCACAAGCAGCUUAGUAAUAUUGAUAUCCAAUGCAAUCUGUAUAGUUACCAUUUGAUUAUACAAAAUUAUGUGUUCAGCGCAUUGGGAGAAUGUUCAUUAAAAUGAUUUGAUUAUAAA
This is a messenger RNA of Pecten maximus, 3427 nucleotides long. RefSeq names its product SWI/SNF-related matrix-associated actin-dependent regulator of chromatin subfamily A-like protein 1. Gene Ontology annotation, biological process: DNA repair; replication fork processing. The record is from RefSeq and is a predicted model, not a curated record. Bases 142 to 2703 code for a protein of 853 amino acids. Gene Ontology annotation, molecular function: ATP binding; ATP-dependent chromatin remodeler activity. Lineage: Eukaryota; Metazoa; Mollusca; Bivalvia; Pectinida; Pectinidae. Gene Ontology annotation, cellular component: nuclear replication fork. The transcript has 16 exons.